AUGGUGGCUCCAACCAUAACCGACGUCACCAUGUUUGCAGUCUGUCCUCACCAACCUGAGUGCUCGAUCGCCAUUUACCUCACUGGAUUUCAACAAGCGGUGAUUGGGCUAGGGACUCUAUUUAUGAUGCCAUUGGUAGGGAAUCUAUCAGACAGAUAUGGGAGAAAAGCUUUGCUGACUCUUCCUAUGAGCCUUUCCAUUAUCCCUUUGGCCAUAUUGGCGUACAGCAGAUCCAGGAACUUCUUCUACGCUUACUAUGUGCUUAAGACUCUCACUUCCAUGGUUUGUGAAGGAAGUGUUCAGUGCCUUGCUCUCGCCUACGUGGCGGACAAUGUCCCGGUGCGAAGGCGGGCGGCGGCGUUCGGGAUCCUCUCCGGGAUCGGAUCGGCAGCGUUCGUCUGCGGCACCUUCAUCGCUCGGUUCCUCUCCACUGCUUCCACUUUCCAGGUGGCGACGGCCGUUGCGAUCGCCGGAACGGUCUACAUGAGGAUUUUCCUUCCCGACGUAGCCGUCGAGGAAAGCCUCAAGACGCCGAUUCUCUGCCGAGGAAAGGAGAAGAUCGUAGCCGAUUUCGCGAACGAGAUCUCUCCGAUUAAGAGCGAGCAGAUAUUCAAAUCGAGGCCUUCCCUGCGAGACAUGCUCACCAUGCUGCAGAGCAGUAAGAUUUUCACGCAGGCGGCGGUUGUUGCAUUCUUCCUCAGCCUUUCAGAUGCCGGCUUUCAAGCCUCCGUAACGUACUACCUGAAAGCCGAAUUCCACUUCAAUAAGGAUCAGUUCGCAGAUUUAAUGGUGAUUUCCGGGGUCGCUGGCACAGUUUCACAGCUAAUUGUGAUGCCAAUAUUAACUCCAUUCUUAGGAGAAGGGGUUCUGCUUUCAGUAGGGCUUUUCUUCUCUUGUGCCCAUAUAUUUCUCUACAGCGUUGCAUGGUCUUUCUGGGUACCUCAAUUUCUUUUCAUAACUGAUGUUUAGAAUAUGAUGAAUGCCUUUACAGAUGGCUAACCUUUUGAAUGAUAUACGUGAACAGGUCCCUUAUGCUGCCUCUAUGCUCUCCAUUUUCUUCGUUUUCUCACAACCAUGUAUGCGGACCAUUGUGUCAAAGCAAGUUGGUUCAUGCGAGCAGGGAAAGGCUCAAGGAUGCAUAUCAGGGAUUUCUUCAUUUGCAAAUGUUGUUGCUCCCUUAGUUUUCUCUCCAUUAUCAGCUUUGUUUCUCUCUGACAAUGCACCAUUCGAUUUCCCCGGUUUCAGCAUCAUGUGCGUUGGAUUUGCAAUGAUGGUAGCGUUCGUUCAGAGUCUCAUGAUUAGGGUUCCUCCUCCCAUUGCAGAAGAGAGAGUCGAUAAUCCGAACCACAUUGAUUCCUACGCAUGACCUGUAGUUUCCCUUAGAAAAUCGACGAUAAUCAGUUAGUUAUUGGAAGCUCUAAGUUGCCAUUUUCACAUUCAUUUUCUCUGUGUGUAUAUUUUUUGGGGAGUCACUGGAAUAAUCUCGGCCCUCCGACGAGAAAAACAGGGCGCCAACUGGAGGGUGAAUGUUAGGCCAUGUGGGGCAGUUUUGUGUUGUUUUUUGGGUUGACCUUAUCUUCACUUCGAAAGGGGUUAUAUAGUGACUUGAAUGUCCUCAUUUUUCAGUACAUUGAUAUACUUUUUUUCGUGUAAUUUAUGUUCCGAACUAUUCAAUAUAGUUGUGUUGUGUCAUUUGUGUCCCAACAAUUUCAUUGAUUGUCAU
Molecule: messenger RNA, 1723 nt
Organism: Linum tenue
Lineage: Eukaryota; Viridiplantae; Streptophyta; Magnoliopsida; Malpighiales; Linaceae
Source: the annotation of a GenBank genome assembly